Hippocampus comes (tiger tail seahorse) is the source of this 16867-nucleotide messenger RNA. RefSeq lists its product as uncharacterized. The transcript is spliced from 10 exons. Lineage: Eukaryota; Metazoa; Chordata; Actinopteri; Syngnathiformes; Syngnathidae. The record is from RefSeq and is a predicted model, not a curated record. The coding region runs from base 190 to 16191 and encodes 5333 amino acids.
UGGGCACCCCUGCGUGGAACAAAUCACAUGGCUUCACGGUCCUGACUGCUCAAAUUUGGUCGAGGAAGGUUGUCCUUGAAACUCAAGAUGGCCACCCCUCAGUGAGGACAAAGGUAACAGAAGAAGAGUGAGCAAAGUGAGAGGAAAAACGAAGAAAUCCUGACACAAAGACCACAGAGAACCAGAGAGAUGUCAUCCAUUGGUCAUAAAAUGCAGAAUACUGAACAACUUUGGAAAAUAAUACAAGGAGGUCAACAUGAACUUGAAUUCCUUAGGAUGAUGGUCAAUAAGCAGCAAAGGGACAUUGAAAGACUAAAAGAUGAAAAACAUGACCAGAGCCUGCUUGCAAAAACUUUGAAAUUACAAAUGAAACAUUUUACUCAGAAAAUUGAGAUGAGCAAAAAGACAGCCACAAAAGAACAAAUGCUUAUCCAGCAAACGUUGACUGUCAUAAACAGAGAUAGUCAAAUUCUGGGGAGACAAUAUAAUGAGAUUAAAACUGUACUUUUCAAGCAUAUUGAUAACAUUUGGAGUAAAAUGCAAAGACAUACUAAAAUACUAAAAGACGCAUCACCAGCAAUAAAACUGAAAGAAUUUUUUGAAAAAACAAACAUGUUUUUCGAAUCCUAUGUGCCAGAAAACAGUGGACAACAACAAGGGGAUAUAUUAAAAAAGACACUAAAUACACGAAAGCAUGUGGAUGAAGACAGGAUCAUGAUGCACCCAAAGAAAAAAGUGAAUGCUCAAAUGUACAGAAUAUUUCUUGAAGAAAAAAAAACAAAAAGGCUCGUCAACUUGGUGAGAAAACAGAAUGCAAAGGAAUUCACAAAACAAAAAGUCAAAUGCAUGAGAUGGCAAGCUAAGAAAAAACAUCAAGAACUUGACCAAAAACUUGAACGAAACAUGAGAGAGAGGGAUGAAUUAGAAAUCCUCAAGAUGAAGCUGCAAAAACAGAGACAUGAGCUUGAAGAAAAACGAGAGGAUUCGAUGCAAUCUCAACACUGCCGUCGAGGUGCACAGCACGCACAAGUGCACAUCAACGAGAUGACAAGAACCAAGUCAGAUGAGAGGGACAAACUCAAUUUGAAGAACCCUCAGUUCAGCAGAUGGAAAUAUGAAGAGACUUCAGUAAAACUAAAUAGCUCUGUCUUUUCAUCGUAUGAAGAAGGCCAGAAUGAAACAAGCACAGAAGUGAAGGAUGAAACAUUUACAUCGGAUGACACAGAAAAAAACGAGAUGGAAGUGACUGAAGAAAUUCUUAUGGCUGAAUUAAUAAGAGAAAUGGAAUAUGCUGAAAAUGAGGCACAUGAGCUCAAGGUGACAGAUGAAAAACAGAGAAAGACAAUAGAACAUUCUAUGGAGAACAUGCAGGAGAGAAUUCAGGAGAUGAAUAGACUGAUCAUGGAUAUAAAUAAUUUGCAAAGACCAAAGACUGAAUAUCAUUUCCAAAAUAUAUUCACCAAAACUGAACAUCCAGAGGAAGAACAAAAUAACCCACAAAAUAAAAAUCAAGAUCAAAGUGAUAAGAAACGAGACGUGAAAAGCCUUUCCGGGUUUCCUCAGACAACUGCUAGCCUUUGGAAAUCCAAUAAAAAAGUAAGACAAACUGAUGAUACGAACUCAGUCUACAAAACGGAAGGAGUGGAGGAUGAAAAUGAUGAUCUGAAGGGAGCUGCAACUACAAGAAUUAAAGCUGGAUCACUCAUAGGAAAGGCCACAACACUGGGAAAAAAAAGUGACAAAGAGGAAUGUCAAGGAGCCAAAAAGGAGGCAUGGGUGCCUGAAGGCACUCAAGUAGGAGCUGUGCAAGAAAUGUACAACGUAAACAGUUUAAGGGAGGAUAUACGAAGAGAGAAAAAGCAACUUGAUAAAAAUCACACUAUUAAACAAGAGCUACAAGAUAUACAGUUCCAAAAGACAGAGCUUGUCAAAAGUAAAAAGCAAAGUGAACAAGCAUUAAGAAAAUACAAAAGAAAACUGAAAGAAACAACAAAAAUCUGGUUUAAAAUGAAAAACGAAAUAGGAUUAAUGAAAGCAAGUACCAAAAGGAAGGUAAAAGAGUUUGACAAAACGCUCGAAAAAAUUAUAAAAGAGAGGGAUGAAUUGGAACUUCUGAGGUUCAAACUGCAACAACAGCAAAAAGAACUGUCUGAGAACAGUAAAGGCAGGACCAAUGACUCAACUGUUGUAAUUUGUGCAUGCAACAAUCCAAGGAUUAAACAUUUAGAAGGGAUAAAGGUACAAAAAAUAGUAGGUCAAACGGGUAAAGAACAGUUAAAUUCACAAGUCCUCAUUGGUCCCCGUGACACCAUACAAAUGAUCCACACACAGCUGGAAAUUAUGAGUGAGCAAAUGAAAAUUCUGGAAAAUGCGAUGGUUUAUUUAUGCAACCAAAGAGCGUGUCUCACUGCAUUCCAAAGAGAGAGCAAGACUCUUAUAUUUGAUGUAAGGAUGAAAAAAUCAAAGAUGAUGAUCCCUCUCAGGAAAAUGUUCGACAUCAGAAAAGAAACGCAAACACAAAUAAAAGAACUUGAAAUGAAACUUAAGAGUGUGAAAAGAGAAACCAAAGAGAUUGAAGUGUUAAAAAAUGAGUUGGAGAUCAACCAGAAAGAAAAUCGAAAUAUUUUAAGAAAAGUCAAACGAAUACAGCAAGAAAAUAAAAAGAAAGAUGCUGAGAUAAAAAUAGAAAAUAAAUCACUCAAAAGGAGGACACGAAGGUGGCAAAAAGAACAAAAUAGGCAACUGGAGAUGGUUACCAAAGAAAUUGAUCAUUUAGAGAUCCUUAAACGGAAUGUAAAAAAAUGCCAGGAAGAAGUCACAUCCUCCAUUAUCACAAACGACUCUAGUCAAAGUGAAAACAAGUGUCCUGUGAUUCACAAAUGCAUGGAAUUACAGACAAUUACGGGAAUGCACUGUGAAUGGCUGAAUCAAACAAUUCAUGACAUCAAGCAAAACAUAGGUAGGCAGCCAAAAAUCACAAGUAAAAUAAAAUAUGAAGUGGAACACAUAAGGCUAGAAAUUAAAAGUAGAAAGGAAAUUUGUGAUUUAAAGAAAAUAACAAAGGAAGUAAAGAAAAGUGUGCUGGAAUUGAUAAGGUGUAACAUGAACAAAUACAAGGCUGACAUAAAACGGCAUUUUUUUUUUCUGGAGAAAAAUAAAGAAUUACUGAAAGAAACAACAAAAGAAUUGGAAAUCACAAAGUGUGAGCUCAGAGUCAAUAAACACAUUCUCUGUAGUUUAUUUAAUGACAUGAGUACAAAGACACGCAACCUUCAGGGUUCGACUCUGCAGCUUCGGCAAAGAACAGAGCGAAUGAAAUAUUUCAUGCAAUUUAUUUCAAAAACCGAGCAAAAUAUUUUCAACAGUGUAAUGCUUCAAAAAGAAGACUUACAUAAAACAAUUAACAAAUUCAAAAAAUGUGUCCAGAAGCAUGGAAAGGAUGUUGAAGAUUUUUGGCACAAACACGAUAUAAAUACAAAAAAGGUUGAUGCUGCUGUGAACAGAGGAAGCAACACAAUGCAGAACCGAUUUGCAAUGAAGCAUAAUGUCAGAAGUAAAAUCUUUGCAAUUCAAAAGGAGAUAGAAAAAUUGAACUCUGAGGAGACUGUACGAGGAGUUCACUUUAUGACCAACAUAAAAUCAACUGAAACAGUCAGAGAAAGUCUCAAAGAGCGGAAUGAUAAUAAAAUUGAAGAUAUGACAAAGAGAGUUGUCAUGUUAGCAGCUAAUAAAGAAAUGCCAAAAAUGAUGCUUGCAUUAAAACACAUACUGGCAAAUCUUGCUCAAAUGAGAGACGAAGUACAAAGUACAAAACAACAACAGAGGAUGGGAAGGACACAGUUGGGUAAACUGCUGUCAAGCAUGAUAAAACAAAAAAAAGAACUUGACAUGAAGAGAGAAGAGUCAGUCAUCAAAUUAGAUGCAAACAUGCAAGGUGUGCCCAAAAUGACGUUUGCCUUGAAGAAAAUGCUUCCAGCCCUUGAUCAGAUGACGGACCAAGUAGCAGUGAAAAGGAAACUGCUGCUGAGCAGAAGGAUCCAGUUGGGUAGUCUGCUGUCAAGUACUCUGAACCAAAAACAAGAACUUGAGAAGAUCGGCAAAGAUGUUGAUCUUGCUUCGGGCAGAUUCAGGAUUGAGAGGGAAGGAAUACGUUCAAUGGAGAAGACUAAUGAUGUCGAGAGGCAAAGACAAACAACUGAGAAGGACAAGCUGGAUAAAUUGCGGUCUGAGCUCAAAGUUUUGCAAGAUCACGUCACGACUAAAAUACAAUCCACAGAAACCAUAAAGGCCGGUCUACAGCUGGUGACUGAGAGGAAAUUUGACAGCACUUACAAAAAUACACUCAAAUUAGAAGCCGACCAGGAAGUGAUGCAGAAAAUAUCACUUUCCUUGACGAAUACACUUGCGGACUUGGAUCAGAUGAAAGAUCAAGUGUCACUUAGAGACGAAUUGCUGCUGAGACACAGGUACCAGUUGAGUCGUCUGCUGUCGAUCCUGGUGAAACACAAAGAAGAAAUGUUUGAGAAGACAGAAGAAGUUGAUUCUACAAUGGAGAGAAUCAUCAAGGAGAGGGAACAUUUACUUUCAAUUCAGAAUAAUUUAGAGGUCAAUAGAGAAAGUCUGACAACAGAGAAGGAGAAAACAAAACAACUGCGGUCUGAGCUCAAAGUGUGGGAAGAUCACAUCUUAACUAACAGACAAUUACUGGAAAAAGCAAAGUCCAUUCUACGCAAGGCGAACGAGAACAGACUUGAAAACAUGUUCAGGAAAGGACUGAAUUUAGAAACAAAUCAGGAAGGCGUAAAUAACACGACACUUGCCUUGAAGAAGAUGCUUGCCGACCUCGACCAAGAGACAGACCAAAUAACAAGUCGAAACAGACUGUUGCAAAGAGAAAGGAGCCGGCAAGAUGGUCUGCUGGCAAGUAUGGUCAAACAAAGAAAAGAACUUGAGGAGAAGCAAACAGUUGUUGAUGCCGCUGCAGAAAGACUCAUUGAUGAGAGGAAACUGAUACUUUCAAACAAACAUACUAUUGAGGAAGACAGAAGAAGACUUGCCAUCGAGAAACAGCGGAUGGGACAGCAGCAGGCGGAGCUGAAAGUAUGGGAAGAUCACUUCCUCACUAAUAUUCCAUUACUCAAAACCAUCAAGGCAUAUUUCCAGGAGGUCAAUGAGAAGAAACUUGAAAACGUUACCAAAAAAGCACUCAAAUUAGAAUCCAAAAAGGAAGGCAUGCAGAAAAUACCGCUCGCCAUCAAGAACACACUUGUCGACCUUGAUCGGAUGACAGCUCAAGUAGCAGUGAAAAGCAAAUUAUUGCUGAGAGGAAGGAUCCAGUUGAAUCGCCUGCUGUCCAUCAUGGUGAAACAAAAACAAGACAUUUUUGAGAAGAGAGAAGAUGUUGAUUCUGCUGUGGAGAGAAUCAUCAAGGAGAGGGAAAAGUUACUUUCAAUUCAGAAUAAUUUAAAGGUCGAUAGAGAAAGUCUGGCACUUGAGAAGGAGAAAACAGAACAACUGCGGUCUGAGCUCACAGUGUGUGAAGAUCACUUCAUAGCGAAAAUAAAUCCACUAGAGGAAGCCAAGUCCAAUCUACAGAAGGCGAAUGAGAACAGGCUUCAAAACAUAUUCAAGAAAGCACUUCAUUUAGAAUCAAAUAAGGAAGGCCUGGAGAAAAUGACACUCGCUCUGAGGAAGACACUUGCAGACCUUGAUCAAGUGACAGACCAAAUAAGUCGUCAAAACAAACUCUUGCAAAAAGAGAGGGGCCGGCAAGAUGGUCUCCUGCCAAGUAUGGUCAAACAAAGAAAAGAACUUGAGGAGAAGCAAAAAGCGGUCGAUGCCGCGACAGAAAGACUCAUGAAUGAGAGGAAACAGAUACUUUCAAAGAAAAAUGCGACUGAAGAAGAAAGAACAAGACUAGUCAUUGAGAAACACCAGCUGGAAAAACAGCAAGCGGCACUGAAAUUAUGCAAGGAUCACUUGAUAACUAACAUUCCAUUACGAACGGCGAAGGCCAAUGUCAAGGAGGUGACUGAGAGGAAACGUGAAAACAUUGACAAGAAGGCUCUCAAAUUAGAGGGCAACAAGGAAAGCAUGAGAAAAAUGUUGCUUGCCAUCAAGACCACACUUGCGGUCCUUGAUCAGAUGGCAGCCCAAGUAGCAAUCAAAAGCAGACUGCUCCUGAGAAGAACGAUCCAGUCAGGUCGACUGCUGUCAAGCAUGGCAAAACAAAAAGAAGAACUUGAUACGACCGGAGAAAAUGUUGAUUUUGCUUGGGACAGAGUCGCCAUUGAGAGGGAAAAUGUACUUUUAUUAGAGGAUAGUAUCGAUGCCGAUGAGAAAAGACUAACAAUUGAGAAGGACAAGAUGGAACAACUGCGGUCUGACUUGAAACGCCGGGAAGACCACUUAAUGACUAAUACACAGUCACUGGAAAUGGUGAAGGCCAAUCUCCAAGGUUUGAAUGAAAAGAGUUUUACAAACUAUGACAAGGCAGUCAUCAAAUUCGACGCAAACAAGCAAGGUGCGCCCAAAAUGACUUUUGCCUUGAAGGACAUGCUGGCAGCCCUUGAUCAGAUGACGGACCAAGUAGCAGUGAAAAGGAAACUGCUGCUGAGCGGAAGGAUCCAGUUGGGUAGUCUGCUGUCAAGGACGCUGAAGCAAAAACAAGAACUUGAGAAGAUCGGCAAAGAUGUUGAUAUUGCUUCGGGCAGAGUCAGCAUUGAGAGGGAAGAAAUACAUUCAAUCGAGAAGACUAAUGAUGUCGAGAGGCAAAGACAAACAACUGAGAAGGACAAGCUGGAUAAAUUGCGGUCUGAGCUCAAAUUUGACAGCACUUCCAAAAAUACACUCAAAUUAGAAGCCAACCAGGAAGUGAUGCAGAAAAUAUCACUUUCCUUGACGAAUACACUUGCGGACUUGGAUCAGAUGAAAGAUCAAGUGUCACUUAGAGACGAAUUGCUGCUGAGACACAGGUACCAGUUGAGUCGUCUGCUGUCGAUCCUGGUGAAACACAAAGAAGAAAUGUUUGAGAAGACAGAAGAAGUUGAUUCUACAAUGGAGAGAAUCAUCAAGGAGAGGGAACAUUUACUUUCUAUUCAGAAUAACUUAGAGGUCGAUAGAGAAAGUCUGACAACAGAGAAGGAGAAAACAGAACAACUGCGGUCUGAGCUCAAAGUGUACGAAGAUCACAUCUUAACUAACAGACAAUUACUGGAAAAAGCAAAGUCCAUUCUACGCAAGGCGAACGAGAACAGACUUGAAAACAUGUUCAGGAAAGGACUGAAUUUAGAAACAAAUCAGGAAGGCGUAAAUAACACGACACUUGCCUUGAAGAAGAUGCUUGCCGACCUCGACCAAGAGACAGACCAAAUAACAAGUCGAAACAGACUGUUGCAAAGAGAAAGGAGCCGGCAAGAUGGUCUGCUGGCAAGUAUGGUCAAACAAAGAAAAGAACUUGAGGAGAAGCAAACAGUUGUUGAUGCCGCUGCAGAAAGACUCAUUGAUGAGAGGAAACUGAUACUUUCAAACAAACAUACUAUUGAGGAAGACAGAAGAAGACUUGCCAUCGAGAAACAGCGGAUGGGACAGCAGCAGGCGGAGCUGAAAGUAUGGGAAGAUCACUUCCUCACUAAUAUUCCAUUACUCAAAACCAUCAAGGCCAAUUCCCAGGAGGUCAAUGAGAAGAAACUUGAAAACGUGACCAAAAAAGCACUCAAAUUAGAAUCCAAAAAGGAAGGCAUGCAGAAAAUACCGCUCGCCAUCAAGAACACACUUGUCGACCUUGAUCGGAUGACAGCUCAAGUAGCAGUGAAAAGCAAAUUAUUGCUGAGAGGAAGGAUCCAGUUGAAUCGCCUGCUGUCCAUCAUGGUGAAACAAAAACAAGACAUUUUUGAGAAGAGAGAAGAUGUUGAUUCUGCUGUGGAGAGAAUCAUCAAGGAGAGGGAAAAGUUACUUUCAAUUCAGAAUAAUUUAAAGGUCGAUAGAGAAAGUCUGGCACUUGAGAAGGAGAAAACAGAACAACUGCGGUCUGAGCUCACAGUGUGUGAAGAUCACUUCAUAGCGAAAAUAAAUCCACUAGAGGAAGCCAAGUCCAAUCUACAGAAGGCGAAUGAGAACAGGCUUCAAAACAUAUUCAAGAAAGCACUUCAUUUAGAAUCAAAUAAGGAAGGCCUGGAGAAAAUGACACUCGCUCUGAGGAAGACACUUGCAGACCUUGAUCAAGUGACAGACCAAAUAAGUCGUCAAAACAAACUCUUGCAAAAAGAGAGGGGCCGGCAAGAUGGUCUCCUGCCAAGUAUGGUCAAACAAAGAAAAGAACUUGAGGAGAAGCAAAAAGCGGUCGAUGCCGCGACAGAAAGACUCAUGAAUGAGAGGAAACAGAUACUUUCAAAGAAAAAUGCGACUGAAGAAGAAAGAACAAGACUAGUCAUUGAGAAACACCAGCUGGAAAAACAGCAAGCGGCACUGAAAUUAUGCGAGGAUCACUUGGUAACUAACAUUCCUUUACUCACGGCGAAGGCCAACGUCAAGGAGGUGAUUGAGAGGAAACGUGAAAACAUUGACAAGAAGGCUCUCAAAUUAGAGGGCAACAAGGAAAGCAUGAGAAAAAUGUUGCUUGCCAUCAAGACCACACUUGCAGUCCUUGAUCAGAUGGCAGCCCAAGUCGCAAUCAAAAGCAGACUGCUCCUGAGAAGAACAAUCCAGUCAGGUCGACUGCUGUCAAGCAUGGGAAAACAAAAAGAAGAACUUGAUACGACCGGACAAAAUGUUGAUUUUGCCUCGGACAGAGUCGCCAUUGAGAGGGAAAAUGUACUUUUAUUAGAGGAUAGUAUCGAUGCCGAUGAGAAAAGACUAACAAUUGAGAAGGACAAGAUGGAACAACUGCGGUCUGACUUGAAACGCCGGGAAGACCACUUAAUGACUAAUACACAGUCACUGGAAAUGGUGAAGGCCAAUCUCCAAGGUUUGAAUGAAAAGAGUUUUACAAACUAUGACAAGGCAGUCAUCAAAUUCGACGCAAACAAGCAAGGUGCGCCCAAAAUGACUUUUGCCUUGAAGGACAUGCUGGCAGCCCUUGAUCAGAUGACGGACCAAGUAGCAGUGAAAAGGAAACUGCUGCUGAGCGGAAGGAUCCAGUUGGGUAGUCUGCUGUCAAGGACGCUGAAGCAAAAACAAGAACUUGAGAAGAUCGGCAAAGAUGUUGAUCUUGCUUCGGGCAGAGUCAGCAUUGAGAGGGAAGAAAUACAUUCAAUCGAGAAGACUAAUGAUGUCGAGAGGCAAAGACAAACAACUGAGAAGGACAAGCUGGAUAAAUUGCGGUCUGAGCUCAAAGUUUUGCAAGGUCACGUCACGACUAAAAUACAAUCCACAGAAACCGCAAAGGUCGGUCUACAGCUGGUGACUGAGAGGAAAUUUGACAGCUCUUCCAAAAAUACAUUCAAAUUAGAAGCCAACCAGGAAGUGAUGCAGAAAAUAUCACUUUCCUUGACGAAUACACUUGCGGACUUGGAUCAGAUGAAAGAUCAAGUGUCACUUAGAGACGAAUUGCUGCUGAGACACAGGUACCAGUUGAGUCGUCUGCUGUCGAUCCUGGUGAAACACAAAGAAGAAAUGUUUGAGAAGACAGAAGAAGUUGAUUCUACAAUGGAGAGAAUCAUCAAGGAGAGGGAACAUUUACUUUCUAUUCAGAAUAACUUAGAGGUCGAUAGAGAAAGUCUGACAACAGAGAAGGAGAAAACAGAACAACUGCGGUCUGAGCUCAAAGUGUACGAAGAUCACAUCUUAACUAACAGACAAUUACUGGAAAAAGCAAAGUCCAUUCUACGCAAGGCGAACGAGAACAGACUUGAAAACAUGUUCAGGAAAGGACUGAAUUUAGAAACAAAUCAGGAAGGCGUAAAUAACACGACACUUGCCUUGAAGAAGAUGCUUGCCGACCUCGACCAAGAGACAGACCAAAUAACAAGUCGAAACAGACUGUUGCAAAGAGAAAGGAGCCGGCAAGAUGGUCUGCUGGCAAGUAUGGUCAAACAAAGAAAAGAACUUGAGGAGAAGCAAACAGUUGUUGAUGCCGCUGCAGAAAGACUCAUUGAUGAGAGGAAACUGAUACUUUCAAACAAACAUACUAUUGAGGAAGACAGAAGAAGACUUGCCAUCGAGAAACAGCGGAUGGGACAGCAGCAGGCGGAGCUGAAAGUAUGGGAAGAUCACUUCCUCACUAAUAUUCCAUUACUCAAAACCAUCAAGGCCAAUUCCCAGGAGGUCAAUGAGAAGAAACUUGAAAACGUGACCAAAAAAGCACUCAAAUUAGAAUCCAAAAAGGAAGGCAUGCAGAAAAUACCGCUCGCCAUCAAGAACACACUUGUCGACCUUGAUCGGAUGACAGCUCAAGUAGCAGUGAAAAGCAAAUUAUUGCUGAGAGGAAGGAUCCAGUUGAAUCGCCUGCUGUCCAUCAUGGUGAAACAAAAACAAGACAUUUUUGAGAAGAGAGAAGAUGUUGAUUCUGCUGUGGAGAGAAUCAUCAAGGAGAGGGAAAAGUUACUUUCAAUUCAGAAUAAUUUAAAGGUCGAUAGAGAAAGUCUGGCACUUGAGAAGGAGAAAACAGAACAACUGCGGUCUGAGCUCACAGUGUGUGAAGAUCACUUCAUAGCGAAAAUAAAUCCACUAGAGGAAGCCAAGUCCAAUCUACAGAAGGCGAAUGAGAACAGGCUUCAAAACAUAUUCAAGAAAGCACUUCAUUUAGAAUCAAAUAAGGAAGGCCUGGAGAAAAUGACACUCGCUCUGAGGAAGACACUUGCAGACCUUGAUCAAGUGACAGACCAAAUAAGUCGUCAAAACAAACUCUUGCAAAAAGAGAGGGGCCGGCAAGAUGGUCUCCUGCCAAGUAUGGUCAAACAAAGAAAAGAACUUGAGGAGAAGCAAAAAGCGGUCGAUGCCGCGACAGAAAGACUCAUGAAUGAGAGGAAACAGAUACUUUCAAAGAAAAAUGCGACUGAAGAAGAAAGAACAAGACUAGUCAUUGAGAAACACCAGCUGGAAAAACAGCAAGCGGCACUGAAAUUAUGCGAGGAUCACUUGGUAACUAACAUUCCUUUACUCACGGCGAAGGCCAACGUCAAGGAGGUGAUUGAGAGGAAACGUGAAAACAUUGACAAGAAGGCUCUCAAAUUAGAGGGCAACAAGGAAAGCAUGAGAAAAAUGUUGCUUGCCAUCAAGACCACACUUGCAGUCCUUGAUCAGAUGGCAGCCCAAGUCGCAAUCAAAAGCAGACUGCUCCUGAGAAGAACAAUCCAGUCAGGUCGACUGCUGUCAAGCAUGGGAAAACAAAAAGAAGAACUUGAUACGACCGGACAAAAUGUUGAUUUUGCCUCGGACAGAGUCGCCAUUGAGAGGGAAAAUGUACUUUUAUUAGAGGAUAGUAUCGAUGCCGAUGAGAAAAGACUAACAAUUGAGAAGGACAAGAUGGAACAACUGCGGUCUGACUUGAAACGCCGGGAAGACCACUUAAUGACUAAUACACAGUCACUGGAAAUGGUGAAGGCCAAUCUCCAAGGUUUGAAUGAAAAGAGUUUUACAAACUAUGACAAGGCAGUCAUCAAAUUCGACGCAAACAAGCAAGGUGCGCCCAAAAUGACUUUUGCCUUGAAGGACAUGCUGGCAGCCCUUGAUCAGAUGACGGACCAAGUAGCAGUGAAAAGGAAACUGCUGCUGAGCGGAAGGAUCCAGUUGGGUAGUCUGCUGUCAAGGACGCUGAAGCAAAAACAAGAACUUGAGAAGAUCGGCAAAGAUGUUGAUCUUGCUUCGGGCAGAGUCAGCAUUGAGAGGGAAGAAAUACAUUCAAUCGAGAAGACUAAUGAUGUCGAGAGGCAAAGACAAACAACUGAGAAGGACAAGCUGGAUAAAUUGCGGUCUGAGCUCAAAGUUUUGCAAGGUCACGUCACGACUAAAAUACAAUCCACAGAAACCGCAAAGGUCGGUCUACAGCUGGUGACUGAGAGGAAAUUUGACAGCUCUUCCAAAAAUACAUUCAAAUUAGAAGCCAACCAGGAAGUGAUGCAGAAAAUAUCACUUUCCUUGACGAAUACACUUGCGGACUUGGAUCAGAUGAAAGAUCAAGUGUCACUUAGAGACGAAUUGCUGCUGAGACACAGGUACCAGUUGAGUCGUCUGCUGUCGAUCCUGGUGAAACACAAAGAAGAAAUGUUUGAGAAGACAGAAGAAGUUGAUUCUACAAUGGAGAGAAUCAUCAAGGAGAGGGAACAUUUACUUUCUAUUCAGAAUAACUUAGAGGUCGAUAGAGAAAGUCUGACAACAGAGAAGGAGAAAACAGAACAACUGCGGUCUGAGCUCAAAGUGUACGAAGAUCACAUCUUAACUAACAGACAAUUACUGGAAAAAGCAAAGUCCAUUCUACGCAAGGCGAACGAGAACAGACUUGAAAACAUGUUCAGGAAAGGACUGAAUUUAGAAACAAAUCAGGAAGGCGUAAAUAACACGACACUUGCCUUGAAGAAGAUGCUUGCCGACCUCGACCAAGAGACAGACCAAAUAACAAGUCGAAACAGACUGUUGCAAAGAGAAAGGAGCCGGCAAGAUGGUCUGCUGGCAAGUAUGGUCAAACAAAGAAAAGAACUUGAGGAGAAGCAAACAGUUGUUGAUGCCGCUGCAGAAAGACUCAUUGAUGAGAGGAAACUGAUACUUUCAAACAAACAUACUAUUGAGGAAGACAGAAGAAGACUUGCCAUCGAGAAACAGCGGAUGGGACAGCAGCAGGCGGAGCUGAAAGUAUGGGAAGAUCACUUCCUCACUAAUAUUCCAUUACUCAAAACCAUCAAGGCCAAUUCCCAGGAGGUCAAUGAGAAGAAACUUGAAAACGUGACCAAAAAAGCACUCAAAUUAGAAUCCAAAAAGGAAGGCAUGCAGAAAAUACCGCUCGCCAUCAAGAACACACUUGUCGACCUUGAUCGGAUGACAGCUCAAGUAGCAGUGAAAAGCAAAUUAUUGCUGAGAGGAAGGAUCCAGUUGAAUCGCCUGCUGUCCAUCAUGGUGAAACAAAAACAAGACAUUUUUGAGAAGAGAGAAGAUGUUGAUUCUGCUGUGGAGAGAAUCAUCAAGGAGAGGGAAAAGUUACUUUCAAUUCAGAAUAAUUUAAAGGUCGAUAGAGAAAGUCUGGCACUUGAGAAGGAGAAAACAGAACAACUGCGGUCUGAGCUCACAGUGUGUGAAGAUCACUUCAUAGCGAAAAUAAAUCCACUAGAGGAAGCCAAGUCCAAUCUACAGAAGGCGAAUGAGAACAGGCUUCAAAACAUAUUCAAGAAAGCACUUCAUUUAGAAUCAAAUAAGGAAGGCCUGGAGAAAAUGACACUCGCUCUGAGGAAGACACUUGCAGACCUUGAUCAAGUGACAGACCAAAUAAGUCGUCAAAACAAACUCUUGCAAAAAGAGAGGGGCCGGCAAGAUGGUCUCCUGCCAAGUAUGGUCAAACAAAGAAAAGAACUUGAGGAGAAGCAAAAAGCGGUCGAUGCCGCGACAGAAAGACUCAUGAAUGAGAGGAAACAGAUACUUUCAAAGAAAAAUGCGACUGAAGAAGAAAGAACAAGACUAGUCAUUGAGAAACACCAGCUGGAAAAACAGCAAGCGGCACUGAAAUUAUGCGAGGAUCACUUGGUAACUAACAUUCCUUUACUAACGGCGAAGGCCAACGUCAAGGAGGUGAUUGAGAGGAAACGUGAAAACAUUGACAAGAAGGCUCUCAAAUUAGAGGGCAACAAGGAAAGCAUGAGAAAAAUGUUGCUUGCCAUCAAGACCACACUUGCAGUCCUUGAUCAGAUGGCAGCCCAAGUCGCAAUCAAAAGCAGACUGCUCCUGAGAAGAACAAUCCAGUCAGGUCGACUGCUGUCAAGCAUGGGAAAACAAAAAGAAGAACUUGAUACGACCGGACAAAAUGUUGAUUUUGCCUCGGACAGAGUCGCCAUUGAGAGGGAAAAUGUACUUUUAUUAGAGGAUAGUAUCGAUGCCGAUGAGAAAAGACUAACAAUUGAGAAGGACAAGAUGGAACAACUGCGGUCUGACUUGAAACGCCGGGAAGACCACUUAAUGACUAAUACACAGUCACUGGAAAUGGUGAAGGCCAAUCUCCAAGGUUUGAAUGAAAAGAGUUUUACAAACUAUGACAAGGCAGUCAUCAAAUUCGACGCAAACAAGCAAGGUGCGCCCAAAAUGACUUUUGCCUUGAAGGACAUGCUGGCAGCCCUUGAUCAGAUGACGGACCAAGUAGCAGUGAAAAGGAAACUGCUGCUGAGCGGAAGGAUCCAGUUGGGUAGUCUGCUGUCAAGGACGCUGAAGCAAAAACAAGAACUUGAGAAGAUCGGCAAAGAUGUUGAUCUUGCUUCGGGCAGAGUCAGCAUUGAGAGGGAAGAAAUACAUUCAAUCGAGAAGACUAAUGAUGUCGAGAGGCAAAGACAAACAACUGAGAAGGACAAGCUGGAUAAAUUGCGGUCUGAGCUCAAAUUUGACAGCACUUCCAAAAAUACACUCAAAUUAGAAGCCAACCAGGAAGUGAUGCAGAAAAUAUCACUUUCCUUGACGAAUACACUUGCGGACUUGGAUCAGAUGAAAGAUCAAGUGUCACUUAGAGACGAAUUGCUGCUGAGACACAGGUACCAGUUGAGUCGUCUGCUGUCGAUCCUGGUGAAACACAAAGAAGAAAUGUUUGAGAAGACAGAAGAAGUUGAUUCUACAAUGGAGAGAAUCAUCAAGGAGAGGGAACAUUUACUUUCAAUUCAGAAUAACUUAGAGGUCGAUAGAGAAAGUCUGACAACAGAGAAGGAGAAAACAGAACAACUGCGGUCUGAGCUCAAAGUGUACGAAGAUCACAUCUUAACUAACAGACAAUUACUGGAAAAAGCAAAGUCCAUUCUACGCAAGGCGAACGAGAACAGACUUGAAAACAUGUUCAGGAAAGGACUGAAUUUAGAAACAAAUCAGGAAGGCGUAAAUAACACGACACUUGCCUUGAAGAAGAUGCUUGCCGACCUCGACCAAGAGACAGACCAAAUAACAAGUCGAAACAAACUGUUGCAAAGAGAAAGGAGCCGGCAAGAUGGUCUUCUUGCAAGUAUGGUAAAACAAAGAAAAGAACUUGAGGAGAAGCAAAAAGUUGUUGAUGCCACUACAGGAAGACUCAUUGACGUCCAACAGUCAGAGCUCAGAGUUGCUCAAUCUGCCAGGCUCAGUAGAGGAAGAAAUGAUUUUGUUCGAGAAAAAUUAAAACUUUUAAAACAAAAGCUAUGUCAUAAUUUUAAACAGAUUAUAUUUCACUUUGCUCAUCAAAAUAAACUUUGCCUGUAUUUGAGUAAAAUAAUGAAAGACAUGUGUGAUGGACUUGAGCAGAAACUAAUCAUUACUGGUUUUUAUAACCUGCGAGAACGAAAGACCACCCAUUUUGUAGUGAAAAAAUCAAAUAAGGGUAUACAAACUGAGGUUGUUUCUCAAGAAUGGCUGAAUUGGCAAGACUUGAUAAAAAUGAAUGAAAUAAAAAUUAAAGAGCACAGCAAAAAUCCUCUGCAGAAUGAAACAGUGAUGCAAACACAACAAUCGGAAACAAAGUGGGGACUUCAAGAACAUAAAUAUCAUCAUAUAAAAGGUCAAUUUAUGAGUUCAGAAAGAGAAUAUCCUCUAAUUUUAUCCAUCAGUGACAACGCGGGAAGAGAACUGAAACAGGAUCUUUCCACUCUGCCUGAAUCAUUGGAAAAAAUAAGUGUUUCCAUCGUGAGCAAUGCCUCUAAACGAGACUGCCUGCGAAAAAUCUGGAAGGAUACAAACAUGGAAAAGAAGGAGAUUGUUCAAAUGAAAUGCACUGGACAUGAGAUGAAAAAACACUUGGAGAACCGACUAAAGGUGAUUACCAAUUUUGUUGAAACAUAUUGGAUCCACAAGGAAAAGACAUCUGCAGAGAAGAAAACAGAUCAACGAUUGAAUAAAUGCCAAAGUCAUUCAGAGACAAAGCAUAAAACACAGGAUGAAAUUCAUUUUAACCUUCAGAAACUUAAAAUUGAGGCACUGAAUGACUUGUACUCAAACGCAGUGGGACAGAAGAAAAUCAACUCUAGUUGCCAACAAUGUUCAGAGAGAGAGAGAGAGAGAGAGAGAGAGAGAGAGAGAGAGAGAGAGAAGAGAGAAAGAAAAUGAAAUGUAACUCUGUUUCUUCCUAAAAGACACUUAAACAUCACACCAGGGACAAAGGAUUGAACCUGUAACUCAAGUUGUGAGGCAACUCUCCUACCGCCACAGCAACACCCAUUCAAAUACAUUAUAUGUCUCUAAUAAAUGGCUCAUAGUUCCAUCGUCAAGAUUUAAAGGGUUUUUUUUUUUGGUUUUAUUCCGCAUGGUAUACUUACAGUAUAUUUCCUGUAUUGCACCUUUUUGCAAAGUAAGGGUACUCGAGAAUGUUGUGAUUGUCCGUAUCCAGCUUGAAGUGGUUCUUAAUUUUAAUAUCUUUUUUUUUUCUAAAAAUGUCUCAUGUCUUUGGUAAAAUAAGUAUAUGCAAUCUUGAAAAGCAUCCCUUAUUUCCAACUGUAUUAUUUUUAAUUGUAUUUGAUGUUCCUGUAUAAUGUGUUUUUUUUUGUUUGUUUUUCUUUUGCCUGGGCUACUGUCAGAGGGCUGGAGUGUUAUUUCCAUAUAUCUUUAGUGUUGAAAUUCCAUUUAUUGACAAGUUCUGUAUUACUGCUGGGGUCUAAGUUUUGAAAGGGAAAAAAUACAGUACAGCCACAUUAUUUUAUGCUACUUUGUUUGUAGUUCAUAUUCAUUGAUUUUGUUCUGCCAUAUUUGUUUUCCAGCAUGUAAUAAACCUAUGAAAGAGUGACAA